This is a messenger RNA of Ruditapes philippinarum (Manila clam), 3737 nucleotides long. RefSeq lists its product as uncharacterized. The transcript is spliced from 12 exons. The coding region runs from base 185 to 1579 and encodes 464 amino acids. Lineage: Eukaryota; Metazoa; Mollusca; Bivalvia; Venerida; Veneridae. The record is from RefSeq and is a predicted model, not a curated record.
GCCAUUUGUGUAAUAAGCUAAUCAGAUUUUGCGCGCUGUCUGACGGCCAUUUCUUUAUCGACUGUGUACGGAAUUUAAUUAAAUAGAAUUAUUUAAACAUGAUUUUUCGGAUGUAAUAGUUAAAUUAAUGUGUUAAAAGUUAAGCAUACCAAUUGAAGAUCACUCCGUGAUAGCUAUUAGAAAUAUGAGUGGAUUCAUUUUUAUUGCGAUAAUUAUUGUUCAGCAACUGCUGACAAUAGCUGUGAGUUCAGAUUUAAAUACUCAACAAGUGUUCAGUAGCUCUGAGUUGCCCUUAGAUGUUGAAAUAUUUUCAAACUAUACAUUUGAAAGGAUGGUGCAACCAGAAGAGUGUUCAUAUAGUAAUUUAACAAAAUGUCAUAUCAACGAGGGUUUGCAUAACGAUUACCAUUUACAGUGUUACAAAGACGUAUGUCGGAGGAAACAUUACUAUUGUUUGGACAAACCUAACGACAACACCGUUCAUAUAUGUGGGAAAGCUGACAAGUGUGAUAAACGAAAAAGAAGCAUAGCUGUGAUUAUUCCAAACGAUUUGAAUCAAGUUCAUGUCUGUAGCAUUGCGUGUCAGCCCGGAUAUGCCCAAGUGAAUGGGGUCAAUUGUUUUAGCCCUUGUGUCAAGGACGACUCUAUUAUUGUUCGGGCGACAACAGAGACAGACGGAAAACGAGCUUUGGCACGCUGCCACGCCGAGGAAGGCUAUUGCAAUGCAAAUCGCACAACGUAUUUUGAGAUCGGGUCAAGUGAAGACGAGUGCGUUGUUGCAGAUGAUGACCUUGGAAUACGUUGUGAAAAAGGUGAAGAGUUAAUGCCAGACUGUUCGUGCGUAGAGAAAUGUGAAUCUACCGACGAAAGGGAUUGGAAUGAUUCACUAAUGUGCAAGCCGAAAGAGAAAAAUGCUGUCACGAUGACUGACCAUGCAUUUUCAGCGACGAAUACUAUAGUCAAAACUUAUACAGAAAUAACACCUAAGAAAGAGGAAGUGUCUUUCGUAUCAGCAAAUGAGGAGAAGUCUGAAGCAAUUCAAAACAACUUUAAAGAAAAAACAGAAAUUAACAUUAACCAUUCAUCAGAAUCUGGCGUAACAGUAACAAUACUUGCUGUCGUGGCUGUUGUAGCUAUUAUAUCAGGUAUUGUCGGUAGUGUCGUAUACGUAGCCAUUCAACGCCAUCGCAAGGGAAAGGAAGGUUCUCCUCGACAAGACCCUGAAGCAAAAGAUUCUCCUCGACAAGACCCUGAAGCACAAGGUGGGGAUCAAACAACGGAUCAACGACACCCAGCAUACGAGAAAAAUAUGGUCAUAAAUAAUAAUAAAACUGAAAACAAUCCAAUACGUAUUCGAGGUAAAGAAAUUAAUGUAAAUAUAAUGCAUCCAAGUCUUGAAAGACUUCUUCCGAAGCAAGGGGAUAUCAUGAAAACACAUUCAAAAGCGAGUGACAGGCCUGCACACGAACAUUCAGAUGAAGAGCCAAUGAUGCAGCUUCUAAAGAUUCCACAAGAUGACAGUGGUAUUGAUAUAGAGGAUGAAACAACAGCAAGAAAGACAGUACGACAGUGCAACUGAAAAGGACACGGUGACAGUCUGGUUCAGUUAUGUACAAGCAUUUUAUGGUGGUUUAUAAGAUAAAAGUUGUCGAUUGCAAAUCUGUUCAUAUAUGCUAUACUCUUGCAACCUGUUCCGAUUAUGAGAGAAGUGUUCAAUUCAAUAUCAAAUAGAAGUUUCAAUUUAAUUUGAAACGAUAGAGUCUUUUCAUUUGUGUGUGAUAUGAAGAGUUUGAGUAGUAUAUACCAUGUUAUUGCAUUUUAUGUUAGACAUUUUUUUGUCACUAUCAUGAAAGGAACUCCACUGAGGUUCAAAAGCUUAAAAACAUGACAUUUGAAAAUCUUGCAAAUAUUAAGAGAAUCGCUUAAAAUGGAAAAAUCUGCAACGGAUAAUAAAGAAAUAAGCUAUGAGUAUUGAAUAUCGAUUUUACGUGAUGCUAAGCGGGAUUUGAGUGAAAAGCGAUUCAUCAGUUUUCAUUUUUCCUUUCAUUUUUCUCUAUAAAAGUGAUUUUUCUGAAACAACCGGUUGAGGGAAUGACCUGAAAAUUGCACACUAGUUAUUGUCCAGAUCUUCACCAAUAAGUGUGCUAAACAAAUCUCCGAAAAAUGAUUUACCAGUCAGGUUAUGUCAAAAAACUUCAGUGGAGUCCCUUUUAUACAAAAUUGAAUGUAGAUAGAACAGUCCCUUUAUUAAUUUCUUACAUAGAAAAUCAAAUUUUCAACAAAGAAGUGCAUUUACAUGUUUGCAUUAAUGAAUCUAUUAAUUUAUUAAACCGAAACUUUAAAAUUAUGUUUAAAUGUUCAUUUGUAUAUGUUACAUGACAUAUUCGUCUAACAGAUAAAUCAGUUACCAAACAGGCAUCAGUUAUCUAACAGGCAUCUGUUACCAAACAACGCACAACUUUUUUCUAUUUUUUUAUAAACUCUCUGUCAAUUUUCUACUAUCGUCAGAUUUUUUUUUACCAACCUAUAAACUAGUAAACAUUUAAAUAUUGUAAAACACGUUUAGGAUCCCUAUUUAUGACAAUUGUUAUGAAAGAUAAAACUAUCGAAACUGCCGUUGUAAUAACACUACAAAGGCAUUAGAACAAUACCUUAACUUACGCUCUGCUACCUUUCGCUUUUGUAGAGUAACGGAGCGAAAUAGAUCAUUUGACUUUACUGAGAUUUAAUUACAACUUGGCGCUUGUACGAUAAAUACAGGAAUUAUUGCACGAGUGCUAUUAUGAUGGGUUAUUUCCCUUAAGUUACAAUGUGGAAAUACAACUUCACGACAGCAAUGCAAUAUUCCUAAUUUUUUUUAUUAAUUGUGAAAUGUGCUAAAUAAGGUUGCUUGUUUUAGCAAUGUAAUGUUGUUGUUUUUGUUGUUGUUGUUGUUAUUAUUCUUAUUAUUAUUAUUUUUUCUUAAAGUUGUUCAGCAGCUAGAAAUUAAAUUGUGUUCUAAGUUAUGUAUAAUAACAAUUAUAAUUCAUAGUAUGAUGAUAAUUAUGAUGAUGAUGAUUUAUGUAAGAUUAACUUUUUUUUUGGAGAUUAACAAUUCAUCCAAGCAUUUAAAAUAAGACACACAAUGCAUUUGCUUUGGUUUAUUAUACUUACAUAUAAAUGUAAACAUUCAUGUAUUUAAAAAUAUAGCUUUUAACAAUUGAUUUGCUUUAUGAAAGUACUUAAGUCAUUUUAUGUUGACUCAUUCGACUCUUUCAAAUAUAUUGGAAGUCAAUUACUCUUUUUAAUCAAUCACACCUGUUUCGGCAGGUUAGACAUGCUAAACGAUGUGUAACAUUUCAAUUCCAAUGCGUAUAUGUUAAAUUAUCUGACUAUUUUUCUAGUACUGAAUAGUCCUAGUAACUUUGAUCAUUUUGACAAAUUAUACUUGACCCUAGUUUAACAAAAUCAACUUGAUUUGUCAAGCAUUUAGCAAUGUAGCUUACAUUUCAAGCGAGUUCAGUUUGAACUGAAGAAUAUAAACCUGUGUGUUCGGUAACAGUCUUGCCAUUGCUUUCAUAAUAUUUCUGUUAUUGAUAUAUUAUAUCAUGUUUGUCCCAUAUGUUUGUUAAACUGGAUGCUAUGGAAUGGUUUAUCCAAUUAUAUGAUAAUAUAUAAGCUUUUCAUAGAUCAAUUGUUUACUUUAAGCAGGGAUACAACCAUUUGGUUAUCAAGUUUGCUCAAUAUUCAUUUUAGAG